AAAGUACACAAUGAUUUCAGGAGGAGAGAGAGAGAGAAAGAGAGAGGGAGGACGAGAGAGAGAGGGUGUGUGUUAGAGAGAGAGAAAGAGGGAGAGACGGGAAAAGAAGGAGGCGGUAUUCAACAGGCUGAGCUGUAUCGUCGUUGUGAGAGGGACUUCUGACUGACAAACACAACUACUACACUCCUUUCUCACCCCAGCACUACCAUCCAGAGUGUGUCGCUUUAGAACUCACCGAUAUCUGCAUCUGGAAUCUGGUCAGGAGUUGGUCCUUCUCUUCCUCGCUCUCAUCAUCCAUCUCACUUCCCUGCAGCCUGACAUCAGAGAAGCCAGUAACUGGGAAGGGCUGGAUGGCACCAGCCUUUUUCAAACUCUUGGUAGGUCCCUGAAUCAGACAACGUGGAGACAACCAAACACUCUGAGAAGUCGCCUGAUCUACCAGCAGCGCUUUUCAAGAUGGCAACCAACAGGGAGCACCAAGUUCGUCACAUGACUGGCUUCCCCCGUGCCAUGUAUCCAUUCACCUUUAACCCGAUGCGGAGCCACUCCCCCUUCGACCUGCUGGCAAGUAGCCACCUUUUCAGCCGGUUUGGGGCAGACCUUCCCAAAGAGAUGGCUGCGUUGUCGGUGGAGACUCAGAGCACCAGCUCAGAGGAGAUGGUGCCUAGCUCUCCUUCCCCACCUCCUCCUCCUCGGGUCUACAAGCCAUGCUUUGUUUGCCAGGACAAGUCAUCUGGUUAUCACUAUGGAGUGAGCUCCUGUGAGGGCUGCAAGGGCUUCUUUCGGCGCAGUAUCCAGAAGAACAUGGUGUACACCUGCCACAGAGAAAAGAACUGUCAGAUCAACAAAGUUACCCGCAACCGCUGCCAGUACUGUCGGCUGCAGAAAUGCUUUGAGGUUGGCAUGUCCAAAGAAGCCGUGCGAAACGACAGAAACAAGAAGAAGAAGGACGUGAAAGAGGAGGUGCUGCUGCCAGAGAACUACGAACUGAGUGGUGAACUGGAGGAGCUGGUUAAUAAAGUCAGCAAAGCACACCAAGAGACCUUUCCAUCUCUGUGCCAACUAGGAAAAUACACUACAAACUCAAGUGCAGACCACAGAGUACAGCUGGACUUGGGCCUGUGGGAUAAGUUCAGUGAGCUCUCCACUAAGUGCAUUAUAAAGAUUGUGGAGUUUGCAAAGCGGCUACCAGGCUUCACCACGCUCACCAUUGCUGACCAGAUCACCCUCCUCAAAUCUGCAUGUCUGGACAUCCUGAUGUUGAGGAUAUGCACACGCUACACCCCGGAACAGGACACAAUGACCUUUUCAGAUGGCCUAACUCUAAACAGAACCCAGAUGCAUAAUGCCGGCUUCGGCCCGCUCACAGAGCUGGUGUUUGCCUUUGCUGGCCAGCUGCUGCCGCUGGAGAUGGAUGACACAGAGACGGGUCUACUUAGUGCCAUCUGCCUCAUCUGUGGAGACCGUAUGGACCUGGAGGAGCCGCAGAAGGUGGAUAAGCUGCAGGAGCCACUUCUAGAGGCUCUAAAGAUCUACACCCGCCGCAGACGCCCCAACAAGCCUCACAUGUUUCCCCGCAUGCUGAUGAAAGUCACUGAUCUCAGGGGAAUCAGCACCAAAGGGGCAGAGAGAGCUAUCACAUUGAAGACAGAGAUCCCCGGCCCCAUGCCCCCACUCAUAAGGGAGAUGCUGGAAAACCCAGAGGCCUUCGAGGACAGCAGUGACUCAGGGGACAGUACUGCAGCCGCUCCCCCCGCCAUUCAAGCUAUCAAACAAGAGGACAAGGCAGCGUAUGAGUCGCCCGCAGAGGAGGAAGAGGAGGAGGAAGAGGACGACUACUGGGAUGAGGAGAAAGAGAGAGGCGCAGACAGUGACGGAGAAGCGUUGGGGGAGGCAGUAGUGGGGGGGCAGAAGAAAGGUGUGACUAGAAAACCACAGUGAGAGAAACUUAAUGAUGCUGUUGCCCAGCAAUAUCUCCUCUCAGAAUCCAAUAGACUAUUUUACAACAGCAGUGUUGCAUACAGCUUGUGUUUACAAAGUCUGUAUGUUACAUCUGAAAGGAAAAUGUGUAGAAUUCAGAAUAGGAGGCAAAAAAAAAACCUGAGAAGAGAAAGCACUAAAAGUCAGUGGGUUGAGGAGAGCAGCGUAAAAAUCACUGUGCCAAAACAAGACUAAAUGAAAGAUGUUUCAAAGUGUUUCGUCUACCCAAAGAGGAAUAGUUUGUGGUGGAUAGAAGAAAAUGCACUCCUCUGCUAUCUAUAAGGGCUAUGCUUUGUAUAAAAUUGAUGGUAAAAAUACAUUGCAGUAACAGAGCUCCAUGUGGCGCCCAUUUGCCGCAAAUGUCUUCGCAGAAUUCCUUUUAUUACUAUUCAGAGAUAUGCUACUUAUUUUUUUUAUUGUAUGUUUUUUUUUUAAGCAUGUACACAUUUCUGUUCUUUCUUUGUGCCUGUUUGUGGGAGUCUGUAUUGCUUAUUGUAUAUCCUCAUUCAGUCCUGACAUUUUUACUGGACAUACGUGUUUUUUUUAAGUGUCAUUAAUGUUAUGCAUUUUUGCUUUAUUGGGGAAAAAGAAAGCAAUAGUAAAAACUUGUAGAGUUAGUAGACAGCAAUAGCACAGAAACACCAAGUCAUGAGCAGGACUCUAAAUUCACAUUGCACAUGAUAUAAAGGUAGAGGUCUAACUUUUAUAUCAGCUCUGGUGCUUGUGGUCCAAAAAAGACUCCAACAAAGAAUGCAAAACAAAUGCAGCAGCCUAUAUCCACCUCUCAAAAACACAUCAAAUAUUUUAUGAAAAAUGAUACGACUGAAGAAUCUGCAGGGUAGAUUUAAUGUAAUUACACAGUCUCAGGUUAAUUGUCAGUAUAGUAUUCUGUUGGUGUGUAUGCUCCAACAUAACACCCCAAAAUCCUCAAUCCAAAAAACCUCCAUCAAACAAGGAUUAUGGAUUUUUUCAAAGUUUAAAUUUUUGACCAUGUUGAACGUGUGCAACCAGGUACUGGAAAGCCAUAAUGUUUUCAUUUUGAAAACAAAGAAUAAUCCAAACAUGACAGCAGUUUACUUCACAUGAAACCUCAGGUGUGAUUGUGUGAGUGUGUGUGUCUUUCUUUGCAAGAGUGUGUAACUGAGAGCAUUUAGCAUUAGACAGAGUGAUGUAAAUUUUGUUGAGACUGCCAAAAUCCGUUAUGAGCCUUCAUGCAGGAGACCAGCUUGCAUUUUAAAAAAUGCACAUCAAACAGGUUUCCUCACACCCUCUUGUAAACAUUGUCUUGGCUCAGCUAAAGACAGUAAUACAUUUUGAUAGCAAUGUAAGCUGACCAAGAAGGAGUUUGUAACCGUCCAAAAUCGCUGAAGACAAAACAAUGGCCUGUCGCCGGAAGCACAGGUUGAUGAUGUGUGCUGUAUCCCUUGAGCAGAGCAAACAUGGAUUUUGUAAAAUAAAUACUUAAUGUUUUCUUUGUUUUGAUUUUUAAUGUAAGUCUUGCUAAACUCAUCAACAGUUGUAAGGGAAAGAUCCUCCAUCAGCAUAAAAUCAGUAGAUGACAUUGCAGCAGCAGAGCUGUAGUAUAUUUUUGGUGUUGAAAUCAAUUCAGAAUAUGAAGCUGAGAUAAAGGACUGCAUGUUGCUGAUCAUGCAUGGGUGGUUCUUGAAGUAAGAAGAAGAGGAAAAGAUGCAGAGAUUACAAGCUGAUCAUACUUUUAGGCAACGGCUCUGAUGUCAUGCAGCCAAGAAUAGACAAGUUGAUUUGUACAUCAACACAGACACUAAGAUGAUGUUUACUGUUAGUUGUGAUCUUACAGGAUGGAAACUCAUAACCACGAGUUAAGGGAACACAACUCCUCUUAUGUACACACCAAAAACACACUCAAACAAUACUUUGCACAUUAUCAGCCAACUCUAUAUACUUUUCAAGUAUUAAAUGAAAUUUCAUAAUCACAUUAUCAUGAUACUACAUAAUAGUUUUCCUCUUGUUUUUAUUGUAAUAUCUGUUUCUAUCCUUAAAAUUGAGCUGGUGCAAUAGAAAAGCCAUGAAAGAGGUCUCAGGCCUCAGCUCUGUGUGGAAGCAUGUGAGUGCAAAAAAGACCAAAGAUAUCAAGUCACAUUUGGACACAAACAAAACAUUAAGUGAUAAAAAGGAGUUCUUCUAUGUGAAAUAAAAAAACGUUGUAAUAUAGGAGAUUUCAUGAUCUCAUGACUUUUAAAGCUGGAACCAUCUUAUCUCUGUUACAUUGUGUUGUUGUUUUAUAACUUUUUAUAUUUUCAAUGUUUGUAGUUUUCAAGUUACUUCAUGUUCAGGGAUUUGGACACCUCAUGAGUUUUAUUUCAGAUGUACCAACAUAGCUCUGAUACACACAGUUAAACAAAGACUGGGCUGAUGUGUUCUUGUUACAUUUUUAUUUGUUGCUUAUUGUUUGCUGUUUUGUUUAUACGUUGUUGUCUUUCUUGUAUUUUGAUAAAGGCGCUUUUUGUCCUCAGA
Messenger RNA from Notolabrus celidotus (New Zealand spotty), 4473 nucleotides. Its product is annotated as retinoic acid receptor gamma-A-like. The record is from RefSeq and is a predicted model, not a curated record. The coding region runs from base 457 to 1941 and encodes 494 amino acids. Gene Ontology annotation, cellular component: transcription regulator complex; nucleus. Gene Ontology annotation, molecular function: nuclear glucocorticoid receptor binding; RNA polymerase II cis-regulatory region sequence-specific DNA binding; nuclear receptor activity. Gene Ontology annotation, biological process: cellular response to corticotropin-releasing hormone stimulus; retinoic acid receptor signaling pathway; regulation of transcription by RNA polymerase II. The transcript is spliced from 9 exons. NCBI's taxonomy places the organism in Eukaryota, Metazoa, Chordata, Actinopteri, Labriformes, Labridae.